AUGGCCCACCCGUGGACUCAAGAGCUUGCGAUGGUAACAUUCCUGCAGCUGGCUACCCCAGGUAUAGGACAAAGCUUCGUAGGUGGGUUUGGUUACGCCGGUGUCGAGAAUGCUCACCUUGACCAUUUUGAGUCUAAUCUCAUCUUCAGGAGGACCAGGCAGGAUCUCGACCAGGCGUAUCUGACUAUUAUUGUGAUCUAA
Messenger RNA from Parastagonospora nodorum SN15, 201 nucleotides. RefSeq lists its product as hypothetical. The transcript is spliced from 2 exons. Bases 1 to 201 code for a protein of 66 amino acids. The record is from RefSeq and is a predicted model, not a curated record. NCBI's taxonomy places the organism in Eukaryota, Fungi, Ascomycota, Dothideomycetes, Pleosporales, Phaeosphaeriaceae.